AUGAAAGCAUGGAGAAAAUUUAGGGAAAGAUAUUCACAAAGAAAGAAUGAUGAAAAACAAUAUGUGUCAAUCAAUGAAACUUAUACGGAUAGGUUGAACAAAAUACAACCAGCUUACAAAUAUGUUCCAUUAUGGUGGUAUGUUGUUUUGUUCCUUAUUACAUUCGUUGUUUUGAUUACAACUUUAGCUACAGGUAACAUGUUUAUUCCAUUAGCUUUUGGUGCAGUGAUUGUUACUCCAUUAGGUUAUUUGUACGCUAUAUCAAAUUUUAGACUCCCUAUUGGUGCUUUUAAUGAAUUACUAUAUGGAGUUAUGAUCCAAGCCACAAACGGUAGUCGUCAUCCAGCAGGUGCCAGCUCUUAUGGUGCUAUUGCAGGUGAUGCUUGGUACAGAGCUCAAUAUAUGUUACAGGAUCAAAAGAUUGGACACUAUAUGCACCUUCCACCAAGAACUAUUUUCUUUUCACAAGUUUUCGGUCAAAUGAUUGGUGUUCCAGUGAAUUAUGGUGCUAUGAGAUGGAUUUUAGAUACAAAGAGAGAAUUCUUAGAUGGUACUAAAGCUGAUCCUUUGCAUCAAUGGACUGGUCAAAGCUUACAAUCUUAUAAUACCAUGGCUGUCCAAUAUGUUUUAAUUGGACCAGCUAGAUUAUUUGCUAUAUCAUUUGAUAGACCUAUGCCAUUUGGUUUCUUGUUUGGUGCACUAGCUCCUGUUGUUAUUUAUGGUUUACACAGAUUAUUUCCAAGAGCCAAAUUCAAUUUAUGGAACGUUACAGUUUUCUCUGCAACAGCAGCAAAUUUCUACGGAAAUCUAUCAACUGGUUAUCUAUCUCAAUUAAUAGUUGGUACUGUGUCGAUGUUUUACCUUUUCAGAUACAAACACAGAUUUUGGAAAAGAUACAACUAUAUUUUAGCUGCUGCUUUUGAUACCGGAUACAACUUAGCUGUGCUACUAUUUUCAUCUUCUUUAGUGCUGGUAAGGUUGUUACUAUGCCUCAUUGGUGGGGAAAUAAUCCUGAAUCAGUUGAGAGAUGCUUUGCUUUGUGACUAA
This is a messenger RNA of Hansenula anomala, 1047 nucleotides long. RefSeq names its product OPT family oligopeptide transporter. Gene Ontology annotation, biological process: transmembrane transport. The transcript has a single exon. NCBI's taxonomy places the organism in Eukaryota, Fungi, Ascomycota, Saccharomycetes, Phaffomycetales, Wickerhamomycetaceae. Bases 1 to 1047 code for a protein of 348 amino acids. Gene Ontology annotation, molecular function: oligopeptide transmembrane transporter activity. The record is from RefSeq and is a predicted model, not a curated record.